CCCAGCGCUCUCCAGCCUCUGCGCCCCAGGAGCUCCGCGACAGCCUUCCAGGAUUAUGGAGUUUCUGAGCGAGAAGUUUGCCCUCAAGAGCCCGCCGAGUAAAAACAGUGACUUCUACAUGGGCGCAGGAGGCGCGUUGGAGCACGUUAUGGAGACCCUGGACAAUGAGUCCUUUUACAGCAAAGCGUCCGCGGGCAAAUGCGUGCAGGCCUUCGGGCCCCUGCCCCGCGCCGAGCAUCACGUGCGCCUGGAGAGAGCCUCGCCUUGUCAGGAGAGCGGCGUGAACUAUGGGAUCACUAAAGUAGAAGGACAGCCUCUUCACACCGAACUAAAUAGAGCUAUGGACAACUGUAACAGUCUCCGGAUGUCUCCCGUGAAAGGGAUGCCAGAAAAGGGAGAACUGGAUGAACUUGGGGAUAAAUGUGACAGCAACGUAUCCAGCAGUAAGAAGCGGAGACACCGAACCACCUUUACCAGCCUGCAGCUGGAGGAGCUGGAGAAGGUCUUUCAGAAAACCCAUUACCCGGAUGUAUAUGUCAGAGAACAGCUUGCUCUGAGGACAGAGCUCACGGAGGCCAGGGUGCAGGUUUGGUUUCAAAAUCGAAGGGCCAAGUGGAGAAAAAGAGAACGUUAUGGCCAAAUACAACAAGCUAAAAGCCAUUUUGCUGCCACCUAUGAUAUAUCAGUUUUGCCAAGGACUGACAGCUAUCCACAGAUUCAGAACAAUUUGUGGGCAGGAAAUGCGAGUGGUGGUUCUGUGGUUACUUCAUGCAUGUUACCACGUGACACGUCCUCCUGCAUGACACCUUAUUCUCACUCGCCUCGGACAGAUUCCAGUUACACAGGGUUUUCAAACCACCAGAACCAGUUCAGCCACGUGCCCCUCAACAAUUUUUUCACUGACUCUCUUCUUACUGGGGCUACCAAUGGACAUGCAUUUGAAACAAAGCCAGAAUUUGAAAGGAGGUCUUCCAGUAUCGCAGUUCUUCGAAUGAAAGCCAAGGAGCACACUGCCAAUAUUUCAUGGGCCAUGUAACAUACAGUACUCUUAUUUUUCCUUUAAUGGCAAAGUAAAACAUUCUAUUUCUCAUAUUUAAAGGAUACCACAAUAAGCUGCUGUGUGUGGAAUUGCUAAAGGUCAAGAUAUACAGUGAGACCAGCUUAAAUGAAUAGUUGUUAUUAUUUAACAUUAAAAUCUAAGAAUGAACCUCUGAAAAGACUAAAUAGGUUUACCAUCCAUCAGUCUCCACAAACUCUGUUUUAGUAGUAAAUUUUUUUUUCUAUUGUACAA
Lutra lutra (Eurasian river otter) is the source of this 1291-nucleotide messenger RNA. RefSeq names its product ALX homeobox 1 (gene ALX1). Gene Ontology annotation, molecular function: RNA polymerase II transcription regulatory region sequence-specific DNA binding; DNA-binding transcription activator activity, RNA polymerase II-specific. The coding region runs from base 56 to 1036 and encodes 326 amino acids. NCBI's taxonomy places the organism in Eukaryota, Metazoa, Chordata, Mammalia, Carnivora, Mustelidae. The record is from RefSeq and is a predicted model, not a curated record. Gene Ontology annotation, biological process: positive regulation of transcription by RNA polymerase II; embryonic skeletal system morphogenesis; negative regulation of DNA-templated transcription. The transcript is spliced from 4 exons.